Messenger RNA from Rodentolepis nana, 210 nucleotides. Lineage: Eukaryota; Metazoa; Platyhelminthes; Cestoda; Cyclophyllidea; Hymenolepididae. The record is from the annotation of a GenBank genome assembly.
AUGCGAUUUAACUCCGACAGUUUGGACCCCAAGGCGAGGUUUCGAUCAAACAGUCUGAAGGUGGGACGAAGAGAAUUGGAGAUGCUACAGCUAAACGUUCCCAGCCUUUUCCCCCGUCAGCACCUUAAACGAUCUGUGGCAUUGAGAGCUGUUGUUAGUCUUGGUGACCCCGCCAUCUCGUCUACGGCCAGUGGCGUGGAAUUAGUGUGA